CCGGAAGGGGCGGGUGGAGGAAGCGCUUCCGGCGCGCUGCGGCACCGGCGGCGGAGCACGCACCGGCUCGGGAAGCGGCCGGUGAGCGGGAGGGAAGGAGGGCGGGUGGGCGGCUCCGCAGAGCCCGACAGCCGCCGCGGAGCGGAGCGGGGCCGCGGCUGGGUCCUGCUAGCGGGGGUGGCCUGGGCUCGGCGGGACUCUCCGGUGGUUCCCCCUCAGGAGCAGCGCCAUGGCAGCGGACUCGGAGGUGCUGCACUUCCAGUUCGAGCAGCAAGGGGAUGCCGUGUUGCAGAAGAUGAACCUCCUGCGGCAGCAGAACCUCUUCUGCGACGUCUCCAUUUACAUCAACGACACGGAGUUCCAGGGGCACAAGGUGAUCUUCGCCGCCUGCUCCACCUUCAUGCGGGAUCAGUUCCUGCUCAAUCAGUCCAGACAGGUGCGGAUCACCAUCCUGCAGAGCGCCGAGGUGGGCAGAAAGCUCCUGCUCUCUUGUUACACCGGCGCUCUGGAAGUCAAAAAGAAGGAGCUGCUGAAAUACCUGACUGCUGCCAGCUACCUCCAGAUGGUUCACAUUGUGGAGAAGUGUACCGAAGCUUUGUCGAAAUACCUGGAGGUUGAUGCUUCCAUGGAGAACCAGGCUGCAGAGAGAUGUCAUUCCUCAGACGCUGAACUGAGAAACAGGGAUGAGGGUUUAGAUAAAGACUGUGAAAUAAUUGAGAUCUCUGAAGACAGCCCAGUGAAUGUUGAGUACCCUGUGAAGCAGGAGAAUGCGGACACCUUGCAGCCCAUAGUGCAGAGCGUGAUCUCAGAAAGGAAGGACCCCAAACCCUCAGAAAUAUCAACAGUUGAGAUUGGAUACAAGGAUGAAGAAAUCUGUAUCUUCAGAAUGGAUUCUAUGAGCGUUGCAAAUGUAGAUAAUGAUAAUUUUCCUCAGCCUUGCACUUCCUCUAAAACAAAUUUGUAUUUUCCAGAAACCCAGCACUGCUUGAUAAAUUCUACAGUUGAAAGCAGAAAUACAGAAAUGCCAGGAAAUCACUUUCAGGCUUUAGUCAAUGACAAUCCAGAAGGAACUUAUGGUGGGACAAAUGGCUUCCAGAGUGUGGAUGACUCCAGCAAUUCCUGGCGGCACCAGUGUCCAAAGUGUCCCAGGGGAUUUCUGCACCUUGAGAACUAUCUCAGACAUCUGAAAAUGCACAAACUGUUCUUGUGUUUGCAGUGUGGCAAAACAUUUACACAGAAAAAGAACCUGAACAGACACAUCCGGGGCCACAUGGGCAUCCGCCCAUUCCAGUGCAUGGUGUGCUUGAAGACCUUCACAGCCAAAAGUACGCUCCAGGAUCACCUGAACAUACACAGUGGGGACAGGCCCUACAAGUGUCACUGCUGCGACAUGGACUUCAAACACAAGUCUGCUCUUAAAAAGCAUUUAACUUCCGUUCAUGGAAGGAGUAACAGUGAAAAACCAAACCUGGACUCUAUUACGACAGUUAAAAUAGACUAUGAUUAAUAGAUGGGUGGGAUUGUCCACAAAAAGCUCCUGCCUAGUGAAGUUCUAGCUGAAAUUCUAGAUACGGAUCCCUGGAGAGAAGCACAAACACGAGUGAUGGUCAAAAACAUGCCUUGCAAGCAGCAAACUUGCCUGCUGCUUUAAAGUUCCUGUUGAUGUAAGUGCAAAAAAGGUGUUUGCUAGCCAAAAGCAAACUGCAAAAUAGGGGAAAUUAUUUCAUGCUUCUAUUAUUCUAGUUGCAUUCUGAUUUCCUCCCCCAGUUAUUCUUUGCACUCCCCUGUUUCAAGGGCAAGUGCUGACAAUUUUUAAUCUAUUACCAGUAUUGCAGUAAACUGAAGCCUGAGUGAUGUUUGUGACCCAUAAUGGCUAAGGAAGGGAUGUUUGUAUUUAUUCAGUUAGUUGUUCCCACCCAGCUCAUGUUACCAUUUACAGUGAAAUCAUCUCCUUCCUUGCCCAGAUUUUGCAAGAUUCUUCAACAGAAAGAAGGCACAUUUUCAUACUCAAGUCUGUGAUAAUUAAGAAAGAACACAGAGCAAACAAAAGAUAAUUAAGCUUUCAAAUCGCCUCCUCCAAAUAGUGAAUGGGUAAAAGAGAAACAGUGUUGCCUUGCAGUUAAUUUUCAGCUGAAGAAGAAUUUGCUUUCAGUUUUAUGAAUGAAUUCUGAAUUUUUCUAAACAACUUCUGACCUUUUUUUUCCUGUCAUACCCGUUUUGCACCUAUAUUUGACUUACUCUGAAUAAGUUACUUGUGUUGAGUUGUAACAUUUGCCUUCAUUUUUUUACAAGACACAUAUGCUCGUAUGUAAAAUGAAGCAGUGUGCUGAUACAUAAUAGCAAUUUCUACAUUACUUUUAAAAAAACCUGUAUAUCUCACUAGGAAUGGCUUAGACAUAGAGGUCUUCUCAUACUCUUAACUCUGUGAUACAGUAAAAUGGUAACGGUAUGUGUUUGGGUAGGUGUGUUUGUACUCUGUCAAAGGUUAUUGCAGUUUUAUCACCAGCAUCCAAAGCCAUAUAAUGCAGAAUUCUUCAUCCUGUACCUGUCUUUGACUGGUAUGUUUCUUCCACUUAAUGUGAUACGAAUAAAGAGUCAAAUUGUUUCAUAUGA
Messenger RNA from Neopsephotus bourkii (Bourke's parrot), 2613 nucleotides. It is a transcript of the gene ZBTB6, whose product is annotated as zinc finger and BTB domain containing 6. NCBI's taxonomy places the organism in Eukaryota, Metazoa, Chordata, Aves, Psittaciformes, Psittacidae. The transcript has a single exon. The record is from RefSeq and is a predicted model, not a curated record. The coding region runs from base 230 to 1507 and encodes 425 amino acids. Gene Ontology annotation, molecular function: DNA-binding transcription factor activity, RNA polymerase II-specific; RNA polymerase II cis-regulatory region sequence-specific DNA binding; protein binding. Gene Ontology annotation, biological process: regulation of transcription by RNA polymerase II.